Messenger RNA from Gordionus sp. m RMFG-2023, 6113 nucleotides. Its product is annotated as chromodomain-helicase-DNA-binding protein 1-like. Gene Ontology annotation, biological process: regulation of transcription by RNA polymerase II; nucleosome organization. The transcript has 37 exons. Gene Ontology annotation, molecular function: ATP hydrolysis activity; ATP-dependent chromatin remodeler activity; ATP binding. The record is from RefSeq and is a predicted model, not a curated record. Lineage: Eukaryota; Metazoa; Nematomorpha; Gordioida; Chordodea; Parachordodidae. Bases 1 to 5883 code for a protein of 1960 amino acids. Gene Ontology annotation, cellular component: nucleus; chromatin.
AUGGCGCAUGAGAAAAAUCGAUCUAAACACAAGGUUAGUCGUUUGAGCAGUGAUUCCGAGGAAGGUAGUGAUUUGGAUUAUGAUGUUAAUCAACGUUCGGGCAAAACUAAAAAGAAGAAAAAGCAUCAUCAUAAAACCGGGAAAGGGGGCAAGCAUCGCAUAAAGGACAAAUACAAGGAGAGGGGAAAGGAUGAUAAUGAUGCCGAGGAUAGUAACGAUGAAUGGUUAAAUUGUGGGUUCAAAAAAAGGCCCAAAGUUAAGAGCUGUUCUUAUUCCCCAGAUGAGAACGAUGAGGGUGUCGAUUCACGCCAAAAACACGGCCGAGGAAAACAGUUUAAGGAUGAUGCAGACGAUCCCUCAACUUAUAAUACUAGGCGAGCUGCUAUAGCCAAAAAUAUAUGUUACAAAGAACAAGAUAGUUUAGACGAGGCGGACCUCAGUUCAAAAGCCGACCCAGACCUAGAUAAUGAAUUCCACGAUAAUUUAUUGGAGGAGAAUGAAGAGGUUCCUUUUUUUAACGAUGCCCAAAAUGUGCCUGCUGUAAAGUCUAUCGAUAAAGUUUUGGCUAAAAAAUACUCUGUAGAUGGAGAAGUUGAUGGUGCGUCAUCGAAUUCAAGGAAAUAUCAACUCCAAAACGACAGAAAAGCAGGUGAAAUGAAGUUUUUAAUUAAAUGGGUAGGAAUCUCCCAUUUACACAACACAUGGGAAACCGAACAAAAUUUGAAAGACCAAGAGGUCACUGGUAUUAAAAAGCUGGAUAAUUUCAUUAGGAACGAGAAGGAACUGGAUAUAUGGAAGCAUCAUGCCUCACCCGAAGAUUUAGAAUAUUAUUAUUGCCAAAAAGAACUGUCAGAAGAUUUGCUAAAACAAUAUCACCUUUUAGAAAGAAUUAUAGCUCAUAAAACUGUCGAAAAAAUUACGCUUGUUAAGCGCAGAAUCAAGAUAAACGCGUCUUCUACUGCCGGCCAAAAUUUACACGAACUAACGGAAUCAAUAAAAAAUUUGGUUGAAGAAGGUUCUGGAACAACUGAUAUUAAUGAUAACAUAGAAGAUAAUAAUAAUCAACUUAAAGCAAACUUUGAGGAACUUGAAGAUAACGAGAUUAAAACGGAAGGAAAGGAAUCUCUGGUGGAUCAACAAACGAUGGCGAAUGAUAUAAAAAGAGGGGCCACUAUGGAGGACAUAGAGGAAGAAAUAGAGAGGGAAGAGGAGAUGAUCGAGAAAGAAAAUAUGUACUUGUGCAAAUGGAAUGGGCUGCCCUACUUCGAAUCCACUUGGGAGGAUGAGGAAUUUGUAAAAGAAAAAUUUCCUAGUAUUAUAACAGAGUACGAAAUGAGGCAAGCAUCCGAAACCACUCCUUACAAAGGAUGCAAAGUCCUUAGGAUUAGGCCUAGAUUCUCCCUGAUGAAAGAACAACCAGAUUAUAUGGGAAAUAGCUCCUUGAUACUCCGGGAUUAUCAACUAGAUGGGGUAAACUGGCUUGCACGAUCUUGGUGCAAAAACAACCGAGUUAUUUUAGCGGACGAGAUGGGUUUGGGGAAAACCAUUCAAGUGCUCAGCUUCGCCAAUUAUCUUUUCAAUCAGCACCAAUUGUAUGGUCCAUACUUGAUUGUAGCACCCUUAUCAACGAUUGCCGCUUGGCAGAAAGAGGCUUCCCUCUGGACCCCACAAUUUAACACCGUCGUUUAUCUGGGCGAUAUUAAAAGCCGAGGACUGAUACAAGAAUAUGAAUGGUUUCAUCACGGUACAAAAAGACUGAAAUUCAAUCUGGUCCUAACAACAUACGAACUAUUACUCAAAGACAGGGAAUUUUUAAACUCAUUCACGUGGGCUUUAUUGGCCGUCGACGAGGCUCACCGACUCAAAAACGAAGCCUCGCUAUUAUAUCGCGAGCUAAUUGGGUUUAGGACGAAUUUUAGACUACUAAUAACAGGCACACCUCUUCAGAAUUCCCUCAAAGAGCUUUGGGCCUUGUUGCACUUUAUCAUGCCACAAAAAUUCGAUAUUUGGGAAGACUUUGAAGUGACUCACACAAACGCCGAUAAAUCGGGAUACACAAAACUUCACAAAGAGUUGGAACCUUUUAUCUUAAGGAGAGUCAAGAAGGAUGUUGAAAAAUCUCUGCCAGCUAAAGUAGAACAGAUUUUGAGAGUUGAAAUGACAAGUUUACAAAAGCAAUAUUACAAGUGGAUUCUGACCCGCAAUUACAAAGCUCUUUGUAAAGGCAGCAAGGGUAGUACGUGUUCCUUUCUUAACAUCGUCAUGGAACUUAAGAAGUGUUGUAAUCACGCCAACUUAACUAAACCAGAACUAAGUUAUCCUCCCAACGUUAAUCCCCUACAGCAUUUGAUUCGGGGUAGUGGCAAGUUACUUUUACUGGAUAAAUUGCUGUGCCGACUUAAAGAAACAGGGCAUAGGGUUUUGAUAUUUUCUCAAAUGGUUCGCAUGCUGGAUAUUAUUGCAGAUUAUUUGCAAUAUCGAUGUUUUACUUACCAACGGUUAGACGGUUCUGUUAGUAACGAGCUCCGAAGACAAGCUUUAGAUCACUUUAACGUCGAAAAUUCUCAGGAUUUUUGUUUCUUACUGUCGACUCGGGCCGGCGGUCUGGGAGUUAACUUGGCUACCGCAGAUACCGUCAUAAUAUUUGACAGUGAUUGGAACCCUCAGAACGACUUGCAAGCACAAGCCAGGGCUCAUAGGAUAGGACAAAAAAAUCAGGUUAACAUAUACCGAUUAGUUACGAAGGAUAGCAUAGAAGAGGAAAUAAUCCAAAGAGCUAAAAAGAAAAUGGUUUUAGAUCACUUGGUCAUUCAACGAAUGAAUACAACGGGCAAAUUGGUUAUGUCUCAGGGAAAUAACCCAUCCAGCAAUCGUAUACCCUUUAACAAAGCUGAACUUUCAUCAAUCCUCAAGUUUGGGGCUGAAGAUUUGUUCAAGGACGAAAAAGAUGAAGAAGAUCCGCAGGUUGAUAUCGAUGAUAUUCUUAAACGAGCCGAAACGGCGGAGGAGGCUCCUACUUCCCUAGCUGAAGAGCUUUUGUCCCAAUUUAAAGUCACCGACUUUACCGGUUUGGAAGAACCGAUGGAACAAUUAAGCGAAGUUUACGAUGAAUCCUCAAGGAAAAAUAAAAGCUCGAAAAAGAAAUCUAGGUCAUCAAUAGUCAAUUCUACGUCCCACAUUAAAAAUGAAAAAGAUUACGCCUUCGACGAUUCUUCCCUCUCCUCUUCCCUUCGAUCCCCAAUUUCGGGUUAUUCAUCCGACGAGAAUCGAGUCCCUAAUCAUUCAACAACCGACGGAUUAGGUAAGGAUUGGACAGAUAUAAUUCCCAAGGACCUCAGGGAUAAAGUGGAGGCUGAAGAGAAACAUAAGGCGAUCAUGGAGCUCAACAAAUUGGGUCCUAGGAUCAGAAAACCGAUUUACGAAAAUUUGGAGCUCGACCCUGCUUCAAAUUCAAAAAAACUUCUCAAGAAGCAGCAACUUCAACAAUCCUCGGAGCUAAAAAUGACUCGUUAUGGUAGAGUUUCUCAAAAGAGGACUAAUAAAAACAAACACUCCGACUCGCAAGAGUCCUAUAAAGAUGAAGAGGAUGAUGAUGAUAUAUACGUUGGGGAUGAGGAUGAAGAUAACCCCCAAAAGAAGAAAAAUAAUAGUUCUAAAUCGGGGGUUGGCCAAAAUAAAUUGUUUAUUGUUUCUUUCAGUGACGCGGAGAUUAGAAAAUUCGUAAAAAGCUUCCGAAAAUUCCCCAAUCCUCAAAAUCGCUUAGAGGAGAUAGUCUACGAUGCCGAGUUACAGGGUAAACCAUUUUCCGACAUAAAGACGAUCUGUAAACUCUUAUUGAAUAACUAUAGGGAAGCAUUGGCGAAAGAUCUGACCAUCACCAAUCAAGAUUUAAUUGGAACUGAAGGAACGUUUAAAUUAAACCAAGUUUCUUUCCCCAUUCAACAGUUUAAAAAAUCGAUGGAGGAUUUGGAAUGUCUGUACGCAUUAUUGCCUAAGGAUAAAAACGAUAGGAAAAAAUUUAAAUUAACUAUUCCGCUCAAAUCACCAUUAUGGGGUGUACCGUGGACGAACGAAGAAGACAGCAAAAUACUCGCGGGAGUUUACGAGCAUGGCAUAGGUAACUGGGAAAUCAUAAAGAACGACCCUGCAUUGGGGCUACAAAAUAAGAUAUUACCCAAUAAUAACGGCAAUCCGAAGGCUAAAAAUUUAAUCACCAGGUUGGAUUAUUUAUUAAAAACGGCGAAAACAACCAUACCCGCUUUAUCAGGCGAUUCAUUAGCUCAUUUAAAGGUAAACUCCAAACGACAAAAAAGCCUGAAGUCUUAUCUCGUCAACCAAAUAGCGGAAGGUACUAUAAAGGAUACAAAGAAAGAUAAAAAGGAUUCAAAAUCUAGCAAAAAUCGCUCAAAGAACUUGACAAACGAAGAAAUUGCUCAAUCUGAAAUCGAUAAGGAUUUGCCAAACGAAAUAUUUUUGAUUUGUAAAGAAAAAAUGAGACCAGUGAAAAAGGCACUUAAACAAUUAGAUAACAACCAAGCCUUGCAGUCAAAAACCUCCCAAAUACAUCACAUCAAAGCCUGCUUACUCGUUAUAGGGAAUCACAUACAACUAUGUGAAAAAGAAUACGCAGAUCAGCCUAAAAAAAUGAAAGAAUGGAGAAAUUAUCUCUGGGUAUUCGUUUCAAAAUUUACCGAAUAUAACGGCCGAGAUCUGCAUAAAUUCUACAAAAGCGCUCAGAAAAAACGUUCAGAACAAUCAAAGACUAAAUCGGACAAGGAGAAAGAUGAACCUAAUUCUAUAAUCGGCUCCACCAAUACAACGCCCACAAAUAUACCUCCGAAAUCCGAUCCCAUUCAAAUAAAUGAUAAUAACAAUACCUCCUCUUUGCGUUGCACUUCUUCAACCACUCCAACUUCUUCAUCCAUUAGUUCUAAUAUUAACACGAAUCAAAGCAACGCAAAUUCGAUAACUAUCUCAUCAUCACACGAAAAAACUCACACCACAUCCAAAAAUUCGAACUUUCCUUCUGAUUCGUUUCAUUCGAAAAGGAAUUAUACUAACUCAUACAAUCAAAGACCCUCAUCAUCCACACAUAACGCCAAAACAGAUUCUCUAUCGAAUAAAGAUGAGAAAAGGAAAAAAAAGCAAAGUAAAAGAUACUCCGAACCCUCAGAAGAUCAAUCUAGCACGAUGAUCGGGUCUUUAAAAAAGGAAGAUUCAAUAAUUCUAGCUAUUGAGGAUGACAAAGAAAAGGAGAAAGUAAUGGAGGAGAAAGAGGAAGGGGAAAUUGACGCGCAAGCUGGAGAUUCGCCCAUACAAUAUAAAACCACUAAUAGACGCCAUCAUUCGGCAACUUCUGAACGUCGUGAUAGGAAAUAUGCUAGAAACAGGGAUGAAAAGUCCUGUCACAGUGCACAUCACGAUUACAACCGUCGCGGCUUUGGCUCCCAUUAUUACAAAAAUGAGAACGACGAUGAUAAAAACCAUCGCCUUGAUUACGACGAUGAAACUCAUAAUGUCGACUCACCCCUUUCACCAUCUUUAAGAAUCGACAAUACCUAUACUCCUCUGUCUAUUUCGUCAAGUCACCAUAAUCGGAGAAUACCUCCUUUACACCACCACUUUUAUCCGCCACAUAUACCUCCCCCUGGCUUGAUGCUACCACCUCACCCUUCCUUGAUUCCAUCUCCCCAUAUUCCCAUAGCACCUCGUCUUUACGGUCAUAGUAUUCCUCAGAGACCUUAUUAUGAUCGUUGGUCAUCGAAAAAAGGAUCGAAAUCUGGAAGAGGUCCUUUAUUCUUGUCAAAUCAAUAUAGCACAAGACCCGCGUAUCCUAUACCAACAUCUUCACUCAACUUACCGCCCAACACUUCAAAAAAUUGAUUUUCUUCUAGAAAACAACUCUAAUCACCAAAAUAUUCAUUUCUAAAAUGUAGUAAUUAUUACGAGUUUUAAAGUGAGCUUGAGUUUUGUCAAAAAUCUAAAUAUUGCAUUUUAUUUUGGAUUUAGUUUAAAAAAAAUUCAAGCCAAUAAAUUAUGUAAUAUCAAGUUUUAUAUUAAAUCGUGGAAAAUCGAAACUUAUUACUUAAUAAAUAUAGCCAAAUAUUUUGUAU